CUGAACUCUGCGACUUGCCGUAGAAAGGUUGCAGCUGCUGUAGUUUUAUGUUUUCAAAGAAACCCUUCUGUCUGACGAGAUGACAGCUUGCGCUUACUUUAGAAUGUUGUCAAAGUAGUCUGGUGGUGUCUGUCAUCGUGACGGGAGGAUGGACAGGCGUGGCAGUGUGGUGGACCUGCAGAGCAGACUCCCCUCACCCAGUCCACAAGACCCCCUGCUCUGCCCUGACUCACACAUGGAUGUUCAGGGGUAUAAGUGGGUGCGCUGGCGGGUGUGGUUGUGUCGUCUGGCUGCCGUGCUGUCCUUGGGUCUCCUCCUGAUUGUGUUUCACUGGCGUCCACGGCUUGCUGUUCUCGCCCGCUGCUGCUCCUGUCCUCUGGCUUUGGCAGAUAUUCUGCUGCUAAGAGACAGUUUUGGCCAGCAGCAUGUGGUGGAGGUCCACACGGAGGAGAUGGAGGAAGGCAGUUUGGAGUUUCUGGGACAGCAGGAGGAUGCUGAUUGGAGAGAUACAGUUAAGCUGUACAAGGAUGAGAAAACGCUGCUGCGCUACUACAUGUUUGAAGGGCUGCGCUACAUCUGGCUGGACAGGAAAGGAGCUUUCUGUCGUGUUAGUGUCCUCAAUGAGGACUGGACUUGCAGAGACCUGCAUGGCUUCCAGAAUGGCCUAAGUCCCCUGGAGCAGAGCCUGAGGAGACGCAUGUAUGGGACCAACCUUAUUGACGUGCCUGUGAAGCCUUACACAAAGCUGCUGUAUGAGGAGGUGCUCAACCCAUUCUAUGUGUUCCAAGUGUUCAGCAUCAUCCUGUGGACGAUUGAUAACUACUAUAUUUACGCCUUAUGUAUAUUUAUUAUCUCAAUCAUCUCCAUCAUUGUCUCACUUUAUGAGACCCGCAAGCAAAGCGUCACUCUUCGUGACAUGGCUCGCUUGGUCACGGAUGUCACAAUACGUAGAAACUCAGGAGCGGAGGAACGCGUGAGUUCUGUGGAACUGGUCCCUGGAGACUGUCUGAUCAUCCCUCAGGAAGGUCUGCUGCUGCCCUGUGAUGCUGCCCUACUGGCUGGGGAGUGUCUCGUCAAUGAGAGCAUGCUCACAGGUGAGAGUGUCCCGGUACUGAAGACCCCUCUGUCAGCUGUUGACACAAAGUACAGCUCAGAGACUGAACGCAGACACACCCUUUUCUGUGGUACCCAUAUUAUUCAAGCCAAAGGUGGGAACCCUGGAGGCGGCGGUGCUCUUGCAGUGGUCACAAGUACCGGGUUUUUCACAGCUAAAGGAAACCUGGUCAGCUCCAUUUUGUACCCUCAACCAAUCAACUUCCGCUUUUACCAAGAUGCUGGCAAGUUCCUGCUCAUCCUCGGUUUUGUUGCUUUCAUUGGCUCCAUUUACGUUUUUGUGGUCCUCUAUAGAUCAAAUGCGACCUGGAUGCAGUUGAUUAUUAGAAGCCUGGAUAUCGUGACCAUCGCAGUUCCUCCCGCCCUUCCUGCUGCCAUUACCACAGGCACUAUCUACGCUCAGCGCAGGUUGAAGAGUCAGGGUAUCUUCUGCAUUAGUCCCCCACGCAUCAACAUCUGCAGCAAGAUCUCAGUCUUUUGCUUUGACAAGACAGGAACUCUGACGGAGGAUGGUCUGGAUGUGUGGGGAGUGAUGGAGGGGGGGCCUGCCGGGUUCUCGGAGCUGGUCCCAGACCCCAGACUCCUACCUGCAGGGCCCAUGCUAUCUGGACUGGCCUGCUGUCACACUGUCGCAAUGCUGCGAGGUGAGCCGCUCGGAGACCCUUUAGAGCUCAAGAUGAUGGAGUCCACUGGCUGGGCUCUCCAGGAGCCAGAUGGAGAUGGAAAUGGGCUGAAUGUUGAGUUUGGAGGCCACAGGGUUUUGGCUGUAAUGAGACCUCCUACUCAAAGCAAUUCCACAAGCGAGGCAGUGGCCAUUGUGAGGAGGUUUCCUUUCUCCUCAGCCCUGCAGAGGAUGAGUGUGGUGACGGUGGCCUACAGGGGAAGCUCAGCUACUGCCUUCAUCAAAGGAGCCCCAGAGAUGGUGGCAAGCCUCUGUCGUGCAGAAACAGUGCCAACACAGUUCUCCAGCAAACUGCGUGACUUCUCCAGUGAAGGCCUCAGGGUGCUUGCACUCGCAUAUAAACCAAUAGACGUGAACUCCGACUUGAAGACCAUUGAACGAGGGGAAGUAGAGAAAGACAUGCAGUUCCUUGGCUUGCUGAUGAUGAAGAACCUGGUGAAGCCUGAAAGUCCUGUGGCUAUUAACAUCCUGAGAGUGGCACGUAUUCGUAGUGUUAUGGUCACGGGGGACAACAUUUUAACUGCAGUCAAUGUAGCAAAAACCUGUGGGAUGGUGGAAUCUGAUGAGAAGGUGAUUUUCGUCACUGCUACCCCCCACACUGCCCACUCUCUGCCCACCUUGCGCUUCACUGUGGAAGACGGACAGCCCAUUGCCACCCAAAACUCCACUGAGGUCAUCACUCAGGGUCUGUAUCAGAGUGGUUUUGGCUAUCACUUGGCUAUUAAUGGCAAGUCCUUUGCUGCCCUCUGUGACUGUUUCCCAGAGCAUCUUCCAAAGGUUUUGAUGCGAGCUACAGUAUUUGCACGCAUGGCCCCCGAUCAGAAAACCCAGCUGGUGAAGGAGCUGCAGAAACUAAACUACCGAGUGGGAAUGUGUGGGGACGGAGCCAAUGACUGUGGUGCCCUGAGAGCUGCUGAUGUCGGCGUUUCCCUGUCUGAAGCCGAGGCUUCAGUGGCUUCACCUUUCACUUCCAAGACAGAGAACAUCAGCUGUGUGCCGCUGCUUAUCAAAGAGGGUCGAUGUUCUUUGGUCACCUCUUUCAGUCUCUUCAGAUACAUGGCACUCUACAGCCUUAUUCAGUUCAGCUCAGUCGUCAUUCUCUACACAGUGAAGACGAGCAUUGGAGACCUGCAGUUCCUGUACUUUGAUCUUUUUCUCGUGACGCUUCUCGCCAUUGUGAUGGGGAAAGGAGGCCCCAGCAAUGAGCUGUACCCCUGCAGACCUCCAGCCAGUCUACUGGCCCUCCCUGUCCUGGGCAGCCUCUUCAUCCACACUUGUUUGAUCAUCCUGGGCCAGGUGGCUGCUCUCCUCAUCACCAUCUCACAGGACUGGUAUAUUCCACUGAAUUCGACAGUGUGUGGGGCAGCCAAUCUGCCCAACAUGGAAGACACCAGUGUGUUUGACUUGUCAGGUUUCCAGUACAUCAUCAUGGCCGUGGUGGUCACCAAAAGUUACCCUCAUAAAAAACCUCUCUACCACAAUGUGGCGUUCCUCUGUUUGCUGGUCAUCCAUUUUGCUGUGAUGUUCUGGCUGGUGUUCUAUCCCGGACCUGUCUUUAGCGGUGUCCUCCAACUAUACAGGAUCCCUGAUAAAAAUUAUAAAUUGCUUCUCAUUGCACUGGCUGCUCUCAACUUCCUUACUUGUUUCUUUGUGGAGUUGCUGAUAGACUGUGGGAUUUUGAACUGUCUUCGACUGCUACGUGGGAGGCGCCAAUCCAAGAAGCAGUAUAAGCAACUGAACGCCGCUCUGUCUGACCCCAGAUCAUGGCCGCCCCUUAAUCAAACAUUGUCCCCCACAGAUCACACAGUCGUCUGCUGCAGCUAGCAUCUGCUCAACCCUCUGCUGGACACUGUCCCCAAAUUAGGGAUGUUUGAGCCAUAUCCACAACUUGACCAACAAUGCAAUGUUUACCUGUAGCGCUAAAAACUUUAUCUUUUGGAAAAUGCUAACUUUCUAUCAGAUGCCUUGUUUUUUUAAUGAAUGUGCAUAAACAUUUUUUUGGAAAUCGUUUUAUUAAAUCUGUAUUUACAGGCAGUUAUUGUUUGCACUCGGAGCUCAGCUUAAACACGCCUGUCUCCGUAUCUGCCACUACAUUACCUUAUCAGAACUGUGAAUUUACCCUUCAGACACUUUCAGAAAUAAGAUCAAUAACCAGGAAGUAAAGAUGUGAUACAGGAGGCACAAGCUGAAUUCAACCCUUACACGAACCAUUUUUGUACUGAUGAUGUUGCUCCACUGAAUAUGGCUUUGAGAUCUCCUCCAUUUGAACAAAUAAAAAGGUGAAAACUUUUAA
Molecule: messenger RNA, 4088 nt
Organism: Mugil cephalus (flathead mullet)
Lineage: Eukaryota; Metazoa; Chordata; Actinopteri; Mugiliformes; Mugilidae
Gene: atp13a2
Product: ATPase cation transporting 13A2
Exons: 29
Coding region: 149-3619 (1156 amino acids)
Biological process (GO): autophagosome-lysosome fusion; intracellular calcium ion homeostasis; regulation of autophagosome size
Cellular component (GO): membrane
Molecular function (GO): ATPase-coupled monoatomic cation transmembrane transporter activity; ATP hydrolysis activity; P-type ion transporter activity
Source: RefSeq, a predicted model, not a curated record